AUGUCCAGCGGUCUACCGUUCCUGAACAAAUUGCGCAAGCCAGAACUGGCUGAGAUUGCCGAGCGCACCAAAUUGAGCGACUAUGACGAUUAUAAUAAAAGUGAACUCGUCUCCGCGCUGGAUGACCACCUGAGCUCCAACCGCUCCUGGAGCAGCGACAAGAAGCUUGCCGACUACUACAAGCGUCUCGAUGCGCCUGCUCGUGGGCCAUCGCCCGUUAAGCGCGAACCCAAGGUCGAGCUCACCCCGGCAACCGAGAAGAAGACGCCUGGUCGCAAGUCCCUCAAGCAGAAGGAACCGGUCACCAGCGAAUCCGAAGACGCCAGUACUGUCAAGACCCCCAAGACUGCCAGAACUCCCGCCUCGGCCGUCCGCUCAUCGUCGCGUGCCGUGCGCUCCGUGUUCGAGUCCACAACACAGAACAUGCCCCCAUCCCCAGCCAUCGUGACCGACGCGAUUGACCGGCAAACCACGCGCAUGCGCGAGGGACUCGAGACGGCCUGGACCGAUUCCGGCGUUCUGGAGUACCAGCACGCUCUCCGCGCAUCACUGAGCAGCCUCAAGGCCGUUGAGACCAUCGUCCUGCUCUUCGAGGGAGGUAGUGUCCUGAAAGAACUCAUUCCCCUGCGCUACCUGACCACCACCCCUGCCGUCGAGGCGAUCUACCUGCCCUCCAUCGCCAUCAAGGUUCCGGAUCUGUUCGUCCUGCUAAGCGGGUCUUUCUGGGCUCCCUUCACGCUGUGGCUGUUGAGUGGUCUGGUCCUGCCUUUGAUUGCGGCUUACUUUAUCAACCUGAGCUGGCAGGCUGCCACCGGGGGUGCGGUGCGUCGGGGUCGUUCUGCGGCUGCGGAGCGCGCGAGCUUUGAUCCCCUCACUUUCAACAUUGCGAAGGCCUUGCUCGUGUACAAGGUCUAUGUAGACCGUCUCAGUUUCUCUCUGUACAGCAACUUCACCAUUGCGCGGGUCAAUGCUUCCGUUCCGGGUCACUGGGGUGGUAUGUUGACUGGAACCGCUAUUGGCGUUAUCGGCGCCCUGUACGAGGCCAUCUUGCGACGCCAUUAG
Messenger RNA from Penicillium argentinense, 1062 nucleotides. RefSeq lists its product as uncharacterized. NCBI's taxonomy places the organism in Eukaryota, Fungi, Ascomycota, Eurotiomycetes, Eurotiales, Aspergillaceae. The coding region runs from base 1 to 1062 and encodes 353 amino acids. The record is from RefSeq and is a predicted model, not a curated record. The transcript has 3 exons. Gene Ontology annotation, cellular component: membrane.